Messenger RNA from Paracoccidioides brasiliensis Pb18, 339 nucleotides. RefSeq lists its product as uncharacterized. Bases 1 to 339 code for a protein of 112 amino acids. The record is from RefSeq and is a predicted model, not a curated record. The transcript has a single exon.
AUGAUCAGCGAUAUCCAGUGGGCGAGAUCGUCGAAUAUGCGGGCGGCCAUGACAAUCUUCGACGCAACACUGCUGAAGAAUUGUUACCUGUCUGUCCUGGACAACAUGGAUGAUGAGUUCCUGAAUGACUAUUGCAAAUCUGCUGAAGUUCACUGCCAAGUCCGUCAGUAUGCUCGGACAAUCGCAAAACUCGGAAUCUCCAUGAGCAAGCUUGCCCAAGAGAUUGAAGAUGGCAUUCGGGCACUGACUAACCACCAAGGUAUUGAGACCGGAGAUGCCCUCAAGGCCGUCCUGGGAUUUCCGACUGGGCUCUGCUUGACUAAUAUAGGUGCUCACUAG